UUUACGACAUUUGGCGGCAUUUGGCCGGUGCACAACAAGGGUUCAUCCGCGGUUACUUUGGAACGAAGCGAUCACUUUUAAAAGCAUGGCGGACUUCGAGUUCGUCCUGCCUUUGACAAAGGACCUACUCCUGAGAGCCGAGCGUGUCGGCCACUAUUAUGUCAAGGACGUGGUUCCAGCUCAGGAGAUCGGAGCCCAGGUUCGAGGAUUUCUCUCCAAGAAAAGGCUCCUCGACACCAAAUGUGUGGUUGAUUCCUUCGAUCUGCUUUACAGCGUUAUGACGAACUUUCAUUCUCUCGACGAGAACGUGAUACAAGAUGCGUUUGACCUGGCACUCUUGGGUGUUUCGAAGGUUGAAUCGGACUUGACGAUACUGCUGCGAGAUCCUGACGCGUCUUUAGAUUUCGACACCAAGAAACAGGCUCAGAACCACCUCAAGAUGUCCUGCUACGUACUCUGUCACCUCAUGGAGCUUGUUGAAGAUGAAUCCAGGAAGCCGUCGCUGGACGUGACCGCGAGUGCGACAAAGGGUCGCAAAAAAAUGGCUGCAAAUAACGGGAAGUUUCUCGAGUGGGCGUCACAGAAGCUGAAGGCUGUCCAGUGCCUCAAGAAUAUACACGAGCUGUCGUUGCAGUGUUUGUGGUCACCGCAACCCGUUGAAGACGAGUAUAUCAAUCUGGUGGCUGACUGCUUCUUCAAGCUAAUAGAAGAUGCUGGCAAUAAUAAGUCUAGCACAAUCAAGGAUGCAUUCACCACGGUGAUUGGCCUGAACAUCAAAAGGCACGGCUACUCUAUUGGAUGUGUCAUGAAAAUAAUACAAGUGCUGCAAGCUCAGGAGCACGUGGCAUCCUUCCUUGCCGAAGUCCUGUUGAUCUUUUCGGAGAAGUUUGGCAUGAAAAGCAUUGUUGGCGACUGUAUCAGAGAACUGUGCCGACUGGAUUCCCUGGAGAACGCGCAGGACUGUGGCGGCAUUCGGAACCUGGCCACGUUUCUCGUUGAGCUCACAGACAAGAUGCCCGAGUUGGUCACUAAGUCGGCCGGGUUGCUCGUCGAACUGCUAAAUGUCAAGAGCUACACUAUACGAAUAGCAGUUUUGACAGUUUUCUUCAAGAUUGUGCUUGAUGUCCUAAGCAAGGAGGGGCUGGAUGACAAAGAAAAGGAACUGAGAGACGCCCUCCUUGACCAUCUUGAGGGACACAUUUUGGACGAGAACGCGUUUGUGCGCAGCAAGGCGUUGCAGCUGUGGCAGGACAUGUGCAACAGGAAGUGCAUCCCACUGGACAGGCAACAGACUGUGCUUGAGCUCAUCGCCGACAGGCUGUGCGACAAGUCAAGCGUCGUCCGAAAGAAUGCCGUCGGUUUUGUGUCGUCCUACAUGGCCAGCAGUCCUUUCAUUGCCAAGUUGUCACCUGAAGAACUGAAGAAGAACCUUGCCGAGGAAGAGGAGAAGCUGAAAGCUUUGCGCAUUUUGCACAACGACGUGGAAGACGAAGAACAGGAAGAUGAAGCAGAUGCGUCGUGGAUGGGAAUCUUGCCAGGCCUGCAAGAGGUGCUCCAGGAGGACGAAGUUAAUAUCAACGGCCUAUCCUUGACCAAUGAAGAAAGCGUGUUGCUUGACGAGAUUCUGAAUCAGAUACGAGCACUACUCAAGAACGGCAGCUGCACGGAGGCCGUUAGAGUGCUCAGGAAGGCAAUCGCCACAUAUCCGGACGUGAACCUCUUCUGCAAUCCGACUGCCAACGAGGACAGCUCAGAAGACAAGGAGGCUGAAGAGAACGGUGUCAAGAACAAUACAGAUCAGGUCCUCUUGAAUGUGCUGAAGAAAAUUUAUCAUGGUACCAAGGCUCCAGGGCCUGAUGAAAAGGUGCCUGAAAAAGAGGCACCUAAGCCAGCGCCCCCACCAAGUGAUGCUGUGUCCAGCGAGGGUGCAGUGGAGCUUUACAAGCAAAAGAUGCUUGUCUUGUAUCUCAGGGACUGCGCUGACUAUGCCGAAAAGAUCCAGGAAGUGAUACCGACGCUCUGCGACAUGCUCUACUCGCGCACCCAGUCAGACAUACACGAGGCCAUUGCCUUCUUCGUAUCUGCCCACGGGCUGGGAAUCAAGGGGGCCCUCUUGGGCAUCCGCAAAAUGCUUUCCCUGGUGUGGUCCAGAGAGCCAACCAUCCGAGAAGCGGUUGCCAACGCGUACCGAACGUCUACUUCAACCAGCCUGCCACCAGCCAAGACCAGAGCUCGAAAUAUUACGAUUGGCCUGUCCGAGCUUGUCAAAACUGUGACGGCGAGUGAGCUGAUAUGUCUUGAACAGCUGGUGAAGGAACUGGUGAAGAGUGGCGACGUUUCCUCCGCGGUUCUGCGAUUUCUCUGGGAAAGGUACACAAUGGAGCAGCCAGACACCACCAGAGAAGACUGCCUUGCAGCCACCCAGCUGCUUUCUAUGGUUGCCAGUGCCGAUAACAACAUGGUGGCAAAAAACUUGGAGCUCCUCGUCUCCGUUGGAUUGGGCGAGCGUGGGAAAGCCGACCUUGACUUUUGCAGGCACACGUGCAGCAUCAUCCAGAAAAUGAGCGGUGCUGUCUCGGCUGCCCAAGCACCCCUGCAGCACUUUGAGAAUUCCCACAACAUGUUUGUUCGGCUUCAAGACAUUCUACUAGAAACAUUUUGCGACACCAACGUGGAUAUUUGGAUUCCCACCAUGGAGAGGGCCCUUGACAUUAUCUACAGGUACGCCUUGGAGCCGGCCAAAAUUGCCGACAAUAUCCUCCACAGUUUGGCAGAAAAGUUGCUGGCCUCGUGCCAGGAGCAAGUGGCCGUCAAUGGUGCAGCACAAACAAACCCACAGGAUUCUGAGGGCUCGCAGAACGAAGAGAGCGAAGAAUCGACGGUGCAGGAAUCGCCCCAGACGCCCUCGCGCGAGUGUUCGAACCUGCUGCUGUCUCGCGCGCUGGCUUGCGUCGGUCACGUGGCACUGCGGCAGCUCAUCUACCUCGACGUGGACGUUUUCGCUCAGCUGAAGCGGAAACGCGAGUCCGCAAAGGACAAGAAGGAGCAGGCCGUGAACAAGAAGAAGAAGCGGCAGUCAAUGUCUGCUACCGGUCACGUCCUUGCCCAGAGCCAGGAGGCGCCUGAGAACCAGAAUGCUGAAGAUGAGAUGUUGGGUCCGGUGACAGAAGACACGGACGCGGAGUACAUUGUUCACCUCUUGGACAACGUGCUGCUAAGCAAUGAAAAUACCCUUGGCAUUUGGAGCGAGCUUGUGGUGCAUGUUGUCACUGAGCAGGACACAUACACGGACGAAGGUUUACGCAGAGUCUCUUCCCUUGCGCUGGCUAAACUGAUGACAAUCAAUGCUCAGUUUUGCGAGCGGCACUUGGCCCUGAUUUUUGACAUCAUGGAGAACUCGCCAGAUCCCGUGAUGCGCACCAACCUGAUCGUGGCUGUGGGCGACCUUAUGGUCCGCUUUCCUAAUCUGCUCUACACCUGGACUGAGAAGGUCUACGCUCGGUUGCAAGAUCAAUCGCGGGAUGUCAAGAUGGGAACAUUGAAGACGAUCACCUUCCUUAUCUUGAACGACAUGAUCAAGGUCAAAGGUCAGAUCAGUGACAUUGCCAUCAUGGUCAUGGACGAAGAUGAAGAACUUGCAGACAUGUGUCGGAACUUCUUCUUUGAACUCGGAAGCAAGGGAAAUGCCCUGUACAACCUGCUGCCUGACAUCAUCAGCCAUCUUUCGGACGAAGAACAUGGCGUAGACGAAAAGAAUUUCCGCAUUGUGAUGAAGUUGCUGUUCUCCUGCAUCGACAAGGAGAGACAACUUGAAAACUUCAUAGAAAAGCUCUGCUUCAGAUUCAUGAUUAAGUCGACGGAGCGGCACUGGCGUGAUCUCGCGUUCUGCCUGUCGCUCAUUCCAUUUGGAGAACGGGGCAUCAAGAAGCUCCAUGAGAAUGUGGUGUGCUUUGCCGACAAGAUGCAUGUGGACGCCGUGUACGAGAGUAUCACAGGCAUCAUAGCAAAUGCGAAGAAAGCCCAGGUAAUGAAGCCUGAUGUCAAGGUGAUCCUGCAGGAGUUGGAAGACUUGGUGGAAGAGCUGCGGAAUAAGAACCUCACCGAGAGCGAGCUAGUGCAGAGGACAAAGAGAGGCAUUGCGCAAGCAUCGGCCACCAAGCGCGGGAACAAGCCUUCUUGCGCGACACCGAAGAGUCAGAAGACGCCGGCUAAAGGCAGGAGAAGAUGCCAGAGGAAGCUAGCGCGCAUCUCCGAGAGCAGUGAUGAGGACGAAGAAGAUCAGGAAUCGCCACCUCCAUCCCCGCGGAAAGCACGGCCUCAGCGGCAGUGCAAGGUGCGAAUACAGCUCAGCGAUAGCAGCGAGGAGGAGGUUGACGAUAGCGAUGACGAAUGAGCAAGCCUAUAUGAGUAGCCAUGCUCGAGAUAUCGAAAAUUGUUGACGCUGCAACUGGCACACUGCAGCUGCUCUACAGCGGAUGCAUACAUGCAUGGUCAGGUACCUCAAAAGGCGAGUGUACGCAAGGAAAAAACGAACACUGCUACAGUAUUUUUAUGUUUUCGCUUUGCAUAUCCCACGUUUUGGCUGUAAGCUAAUGUAGCAGUGGGCUCUUUUUGCACUAUAUGACAAUGCAUUGCUACUUUUUAUACUACGCGACAACCUACCAGUGUGACCUCGUUCCCAAGAAAAGAAAGAGUGCUGCCUUGGUCGCUGGGGAAUUAAGGUGCAUUUUACUUGUUUUUUGUUUUUAUCUGUUUUUUACCUUAUACAAUCUCUCUAUAUCUUUCUACUGCCUUAAAAAAAAUGCAGGUGAACAACAAAUAUAAACCUUUAGAAGUUGUUAUUACUGUAUAUUUUAAGUUCGGCAAGUCUAUUUAUUUUACAACUGUUUUUUGUUAGCACCACCGUUUUUUGUUUGUACGGUCCUAGCGUACUGUAACUUGUCUCAAUAUCGCUUCAUUUUAUAAAUAACAGUAUUGGUGUUAUUAUUUUUACCAUUUGACCUAGACUGCUUCAGUGCAUCUGCAUCAUGUGUUUCCCAUGUGUCUAAGAGUGUAUUAGACACAUGGGAGGACCUAACUGCAUGUUUGCGCUCGUUUUUUCUUCCUUCAUCUUGAUUCGAAAUGUUAUACCUUUAUUCAAGUCUUCCGAAGCUUGUUGUCAACUUUAUGUGAUUUGCCUUUCGGCUGGGCUGGUCACAUGAAAUAAUAGAUGCUGUGGAAGAGGUAUAAUUCCAAGUUCUAGUUUAUGUUGAGACAACUUUAGAACGAAAUUAAAUCUGCACACCUAUGCCAGGCCUUCUGUACCUUCAGCAGCAAAACACAACAAAUGUUCUGCUUUUAUCUUGUAAUUUGCCAAGUACCACUAACUGGUUACAUAGCUGAUAAACACAAUAAGUCACUCCAGACAAGAACAGCAGUGUGUGUUUUCACCUGUUGUAGUAUUUGCUGUGCUUGGCAAAUUUCAAGACAUACAUCAAGUUGCUCAGCUUUCCGCAAGGUUCUGCAUUUGUCACCGCACGAUGCACAAUGCACUGGGGCUUACGACACACACCAUGUCAAGGAUGCGGUUUCGAAAAACCCAUUAAUUGUUGCAGGUUGGCCUCGCCCACUUUUUCAAAUUUUGUCACAAAUGUGCCGCCUGUUUCACGAAAAUGUACUGCUGUGUUGUCUCGUAGCAAGUUUAGUUAGUUUCUCGAAGCCUGUUGAUGGUACAUACAAGCUGGUAUAGUGCAUGUCCUUUGCAUCCGCUUUAUUUGCGGUGUUGUGCAGGUUUUUCUUUGGUUAUUGAGGCUGUUUGUAGUCGUCGUUGAUCACUUCGGCAGUUAUUUCGCUCCAUGGGCCUCUCAUUUUAAUCACGAUGAACUGUCAUUGAGCCAUCGUCGCGAGGCUAUUGCAGUUGUAGCAUCAGUUACAUGAGGUCACGGCCCUCCAUUUUCUAUUGUACAUAUUCCUUAUGCAUUUAUAACUAAAGUUUGAGCAUUACGAUAUGACUGGGCAGCAAACUGCCGACUGCAAUGGCAUGGUUUGGAGCACCUAGCACAGAAUUAGGGCACAAGUUGGAACAUGCAAGAGUGCCUGUACUGUGGAUGAACUUUACAACAAUUAAUAAAGGACUUUGUGCCAGCAGAACUACAUAUCUGUCCUUGGACAUUCAUUAGUAGCUAUGCACAAGCCACCAAUGACGUUGCCUGGUAGAAUAAGUGGGUCCUAGACUGAGAACUUGAGAAAGACACGAUGCGGAAGGAAAGGGUGAGGACAUUUGUGAGCGUGCAUUUUUUCUGCACGGUACUUUUUCUUUUACCAGGAAAGAAAAACGUGUGUAUUAUCAAAGACCAUUUGUGAUGGAAAAGAUUACACACACUGUACAGCCUUGCUAUGUCUGACAAGCACACCAUAGGAAACCUCAUUGUAAUGUAGUUGCAUCUGACAUAAAAAUGGCAUCUUUAUAUGCGAAAGUUUGUUACAGAUGGAAAUUCCUGACACUGAAUUAAUGGCAGGACUAUACUCUGUUAACUUCAUGAGAACUGUUAAUUUGUUACGUCCAUAUUCAUUACAUUGGUUUGACUGGUGUAUAGAUCAUAGAUCUGUUGCUUAAUAUUUGUACACGCAUUCAUUACAAAGGUACUUGACAUGUUCGCUUAUUUUUAGGGCUUCGCGUGUAGUGUUGGAGCUCCAUAAAAAUAUUUUUGUGAAGGCAGUUUUUUGUGCUCUUCCACUGUUUGGUUUUUGCAUUUGUAGAAAGCCUGGGAAAGAAAUCUUUGUAUUGGAUUAUGAGCAUUUUUGCCACACACAUUACGAAUUUGUUAAAGUGCAGCAACAGUGCCAUCCAUUUCAUGUUACUUUGCGCAUAAAACAAAUGCAUGCGUCAACAGGAUUUCAAGUUUUAAAAAUUUUUUGAUGUGGCUGUCCGUGAUGGGAACAUUAUUGCAAAUUUCAUGCAGUGUUGUUCGACCUGUGGUCACAAAUUUGUCUGUGUUUAUUACUUUUUAUGCCUGCCAUGCACUGUCAUCAUUGUACAUAUUUACCCAUCUCUCAUUAUCACUUACAUUUUUUUGCAAUAGCCACCACAACUGAAUUGCAUUUACUACGUUAUCGUAUAUGUUGAAAGUGCUGUCAUUAGGCAGAGUGCCUCAAGCAAUAGAUAUGUGCUAAAGAAUAAAAUACUGUGCUGUCGAA
Rhipicephalus microplus (southern cattle tick) is the source of this 7176-nucleotide messenger RNA. RefSeq names its product CAP-D2 condensin subunit (gene Cap-D2). Gene Ontology annotation, biological process: mitotic cell cycle; mitotic chromosome condensation; meiotic chromosome condensation. The record is from RefSeq and is a predicted model, not a curated record. Lineage: Eukaryota; Metazoa; Arthropoda; Arachnida; Ixodida; Ixodidae. Gene Ontology annotation, cellular component: condensed chromosome, centromeric region; condensin complex; nucleus. Gene Ontology annotation, molecular function: histone binding.